GAUACGAGGCCGCCGGUACCUCAGAGCCGAUGUUUGAUUGGACACCGGACUGCUCUGCAAAUGAUCCACCGUACUACACAAAUCUCAUGACCCAGGAUGAGGAUGGCAAUUUGGAACUAUCAGUGCAGCCAGAUGUCACUCCAACUAGUUGUGCGAAAGGAGCAUCCAAGCGGGGCAGCAACUACAGUCAGGAAGAAAAUAUCCAGCUUUGCAAGUCUUGGAUAAGUAUCAGCAAUGACGCUAUCACAGGGACUGACCAGUCAGGCAAAGCGUACUGGGAGAGGAUCGCCGCACAUUUCCACAACUUCAGGGGCUUCCACGAACUGCUGUGCCAAGUUUCAUGGAAAUGUAUCUGUGAUCCAACACUACGAAACAAGCAGAAAUUCUCCACGAACAAGCCCUCCAGAACAGAACUCGCAUCACAGAAUCAGGAUAAGAACGAUAGAAAACAGAGCAGAUGUAUAAUAGGAAAGAUGCAGUAUCUUCUAUUUUUUAUUGCAGAUGUAUAACAUGAAUUCAGAGUACAAACCCACAUGUAUAACUACCUAGCAACUACCUAGCA
Panicum virgatum (switchgrass) is the source of this 562-nucleotide messenger RNA. RefSeq lists its product as uncharacterized. NCBI's taxonomy places the organism in Eukaryota, Viridiplantae, Streptophyta, Magnoliopsida, Poales, Poaceae. The coding region runs from base 30 to 509 and encodes 159 amino acids. The transcript is spliced from 2 exons. The record is from RefSeq and is a predicted model, not a curated record.